Varanus komodoensis (Komodo dragon) is the source of this 2877-nucleotide messenger RNA. RefSeq names its product F-box and WD repeat domain containing 5 (gene FBXW5). Gene Ontology annotation, molecular function: protein binding. Lineage: Eukaryota; Metazoa; Chordata; Lepidosauria; Squamata; Varanidae. The transcript has 8 exons. Gene Ontology annotation, cellular component: SCF ubiquitin ligase complex; Cul4-RING E3 ubiquitin ligase complex. Gene Ontology annotation, biological process: protein ubiquitination. The record is from RefSeq and is a predicted model, not a curated record. The coding region runs from base 292 to 2067 and encodes 591 amino acids.
AGGCAAGGGCCAGCAGGUGCAAUGGUCAGGGCACUUGGCUUGGGCUCGGUGCCCCCACAGCCGCCCGUCCGUGGCUGGCCGAAUGUGCUUUUAUGCCGUUCCAGGCUGCCUAGGGGCCUCAGCAAGCGUAGGCGGCCUAUACACACGUCGAUAAAGUAAAAUAAAAUAAAAUAGAUAACGAAAGUGGCUCACCUCGCAGGAAUGCUGUGCCACCCGAGGCCCAGGGGAAGGGCAGGCUAGAGCCUCACCUGUCUCCCCCUCUGGCCUUCCAGGGACCCGGGCAACUGCAGGAUGAUGAGACCUGGACGGCGCCCCCCGCCUCGGCUCCCCGACAGCGUCCUCAUCGAGAUCUUCCUGCACUUGGACUACGCGGACGUCCUCUCUGCGGGGCUGGCCUGCCGGCAGUGGCACGCAGUGGCCCAAGACGAGGUCCUCUGGAGAGAGCUCUUCUACAAGUACUACCGGGUCGCUCGGGACGUCCCGCGGCACCCAGCUGCCUCCUCCUGGUACGGGGAGUUCCAGCGGCUGUUCGACACCAUCCCCUGCGUCGAGGCGGAGACUCUGACGGAGCACAGCGACCAGGUCGUGCACCUGAGCUUCUCCCACGACGGCUGCCUGUUCGCCUCCUGCUCCAAGGACUGCACCAUCAAGGUGUGGCGCAACGACCUGCAGCCCUCCUUGCUGCACAGCGCCAGCCUGAAGGAGUUCAACUGGAGCUACACGCAAUUUUCGGAGUUCAACGCAGACGACUCGCUGCUGCUCGUCUCGGGGGUCUUCGCGGGGCCGCACUCCUCCUCCUCGUCCGGCGAGAUCGCAGUCAUCAGCUUGGAGGACUUCCAGCUCCUCUCGCGGGUGCACAACAAGCCCGCCGAGGUGUUCGGCUGCUGGCUCAACGAGACCCACCUGAUCUCAGGCAACCUGCACCGCAUCGGCUACCUCACCUCCUGCUCCGUGCUGUGGCUGAGCAACGCCUUCCAGGGGAUUGAGUCCGAGAACAUGAACGUGGUCAAGAGGCUGUUCAAGAUCCAGAACCUGAACGCGAGCACCAUCCGGGCCGCGAUGGUGGUGGAUUGCGGCCGCUACGGCCCCCCUGGCCCCCCGCCCGGGCACAAGGAGCCCCCGCAGGGCGAGGCGGCCGCCCCCUGCAGGGUCGUCGACCUCGGCAGCGACAGCGAGGACGAGGAGGAGGAGGGGCGCCCGCAGCGGGUGGCCCGGCAGCCGGGCCCCGAGGACUCCCUGUGGGCAGGGGCCGGAGGCGGGCUGGGCCACCUCCCAACGGACACGCUGGAGGGGCCCGCGCAGCCCGGCGCGACGGAGCUGGAGCUGGAGACGAAGGUGGCCCGGCUGCUGGCGAAGACCAGGACGCGGCCCCCGCAGCCCGACCUGCUCUCCGGGGCGGGCAGCGACAAGAAGUACUUGAUCUUCACCACCGGCUGCCUCACCUACCUGCCCCACCAGAUCGGGAUUAAGCAGAUCCUGCCUCACCAGAUGACCACCACUGGCCCCGUCCUUGAGGAGGAGAGGAAUUCGGAUAGGUUCUUCGAUUCCCUGGACCACGUCAUUGACUUCCAUGGGUGCAUCAUUGGCAUGGGCCUCUCCCCCGACCACAGGUACCUGUACGUGAACAGCCGCGCCUGGCCCCCCGGCUGCGUCGUUUCCGACCCUUUGCGGCCGCCCCCAGCUGCCCGCGAGGUCGACCUCCACGUGCUGGACCUGAAGACCAUGACGGAAGCGAAGCGGGUGCUGCGGGCUCACCGGGCCCACGCGCCCCCCGACGAGGGCUUCAUAUUCCUGGACGUCAGCAAAGAUUUCGUGGCCAGCGGGGCCGAGGAUCACCACAGCUACAUCUGGGACCGGCACUACGACAUCUGCGUGGCCAAGCUGCGGCACGACGAUGUGGUCCACUCGGUGGCCUUCAGCCCCGUGGAACAGGAACUGCUGCUGACCGCCGGCGCUGACAGCACCAUCAAAGUGUGGCGCUCGCCCCGCAUGGCCCGGAUCCUGCAGGCCGAGCGGCCCAGGCCGCGACGGCCCCUCCUCUCCUGGGCCACGAACCAGAUGCUGUGAGCCCGCUCACCCCGGAGGGCCUCUCCCUCGCCCCAGCUGCCUCGGCCCGCAGGUGCGUCUCCGGCGGUGGCCCAGCGCUCGCCAGCUGCCAACAUGGGGCUCCGCCGCCUCCGGCGAGGGCCGAGACCCAUCGGGAGAGCCGAGGGCUGGCGAGGAGGCCCGGCCUGCCUUCGCACGACGCUCACCGCUCGGCUCGCGCAGGCCGGCUCCCAGCAGCGUCUCCAGCGGGCCAGGGCAGCCGUGCCGAGGAGCCGCCUGGUGCCUCACGGCAAGCGGCCCGGCCCAGGGAGUGGCUCUCAGAGCAAAGCUUCAUGCUGCUCCGACAGCAGCCAGCCACGCACACCCACACCUGGCCCUGCUGCGCUGCCGGGCUGAGAGCACCACCACUGCCUUUUGGAGCGGAGGACGCCACUGCGGCGCGAAGCCGAGCGAGGGCUCCUGGCUGUGCUCCGGCCCGGAAACCUCAGGAUAAAACAGAGCCGGGCCGGAGGGGGGCCCAAGCCGGGCUGAGCCCCUUCCUGGCUCCCCACUGGGAGGGCUGCCUUCUGGCCACCCCCUCAGCGGCCGCUUUUCAGCAGCUGGUAGCGCAAGAGGGGCAGGAGGGCAGGUGUGGGGAGGCCCAGACGCUGGUGCCCGAGACCUCCAUAUGGAAAGCAGCCACCUCCUCCCAGCCCUCCAAGGACGAAAGCACCCAGAUUCACCGUUGCAUGCUGUGGACUUGCUCCCGAGAGCGCAGGGGGCGGGAGCUUCCUGCAACGCACAGGGCUUGCUCAGCGCCACCCGGCCGCAUUAAAGCUUCUCCAAGCACGA